CUGCACACGCGAACUCGCCGGUUGACCUCGGAUACACAAUUUGGGACUGCGCUUGCGAGAGAGAGGGAUUCAAUUGGCUUGCACGAUAUACAUACCGUCUUAACUCACCUUCAAGAACACCCACACGUCCCUACCUCCCCCUCCAUUCUCCACAAUGAAUCCAAACAGCGCACCGCUCCCCUCCUCUUUCGACGAAGACACCGAGUUCUACGACGAAUCCCGCGCUGGAAAAAUAUGGCGCCGUUUCCGCGAAGAGCCCCUCAUUCCACUCGGCUGCGGGCUCACCGUCUGGGCCAUUGUUGGCGCAACACGGUCUAUGAAAAGAGGCAAUCACAAGAUGACAAAUCUCUAUUUCCGCCGCAGGUUGUACGCGCAGGCCUUCACCAUCGCGGUAUUGGUGGCCGGGAAUAUGUACUGGCAGAAGGAUCGUGUGAAGCGGAAGGAGUAUGAGAAGCUGGUUGCGGAGAAGGAGAGGAUGGAGAAGAGGGAGCGGUGGUUGAAGGAGUUGGAGGCGAGGGAUGAGGAGGACAAGGUGUUUAAGGCGAGGCUGGCGAGGAGGAUGAGAGCCGCCGAGGGUGCUGAGGGCGCCGAGGGCGCUGGGGGCGCUGAGGGAGAGCUAAAGGGAGUCACGGAGAUGGUGAAGGAGAAGACGAGGGAAAUGAAAGAGAAAGUGGUUGGGGAUGGAAAAUGAGCGCGGAUUCGGGAGGCCGAGGGCACAUUCAGACAUGUAUCCGUAUCUGUAGUUGGGUCAUGUCAGGGAAUCUUGGGGCUUGAUAUCGGUCGUUCAACACCGGUAGCUGGAGCCUUUAUGCCUGCUAGUAAGUGCAUUCGUUGUAUAUAUUUCUUGCUUCUAACAGUUCACAAUCUUGGGUCAAGGGAAAAUGGGUUUGGGAUGGGCGUGUGACACUAUACUCGAUCUUUACGUAUCAUUUAUUGGGCAUCAGAAAGGACUUAUUUAGCUACUUCCUUGUCGAGAAGUCCACCUGAUCAAGGAGUCGACAUAUCGUCUUUAAUCGCCCUAGGAGUACAAUAUCCGCC
Molecule: messenger RNA, 1038 nt
Organism: Lindgomyces ingoldianus
Lineage: Eukaryota; Fungi; Ascomycota; Dothideomycetes; Pleosporales; Lindgomycetaceae
Product: mitochondrial hypoxia responsive domain-containing protein
Exons: 2
Coding region: 155-691 (178 amino acids)
Biological process (GO): mitochondrial respirasome assembly
Cellular component (GO): mitochondrion
Source: RefSeq, a predicted model, not a curated record